AAUAUGCUGGACUUUGUGUUUGCUGUUGAUGAUUCUGUGACCUGGCAUAUGAUGAACUUGUUAAAGAACAGGAGUCAUUAUUCCUUUCUAAAAGUUUUUGGGCCAAAACAGAUAAGUAGUAUACAGAGCUACGGAGCAGGGAUUUACUACAAUACUUUAGUGCCAUGUAAUGGUCGGAUGAUAAAAUAUGGUGUAAUUAGCACUGAUACCCUGAUUGAUGAUUUACUUCACUGGAAAACCCUCUAUGUCGCUGGACGCCUACAAAAACCGGUGAAAAUAUUGACACAGAAUGAGAAUAGCAAGCUGCAAGCUGCUCUUGUUAGCAAUCUGAAGAGUGCAGUCACAGCAGCCUUUCUCAUGCUACCAGAAAGUUUCUCUGAAGAAGACCUCUAUAUGCAGAUUGCAGGACUCUCCUAUUCUGGUGACUUCAGAAUGGUAAUAGGAGAAGACAGAUCGAAAGUGCAGAACAUAGUGAAACCUAAUGUUCCCCAUUUUCAGAAGCUGUACAGUAACAUAUUACAGGACUGCCCUCAAGUGGUAUAUAAGCACCAUCUGGGAAGGCUAGAGAUUGAUAAAAGUCCAGAAGGUCAAUUUACACAACUAAUGGCUUUGCCAAGGACUCUGCAACAAAAGAUAACUUCUCUGGUAGACCCUCCUGGAAAAAACAGAGAUGUGGAAGAAAUUUUACUGCAAGUUGCCCAUGACCCUGACUGUGGAUUUGUGGUGCAUCAAGGCAUUUCAGGAAUUGUGAGAUCUUCCAGUAUAGUACAGAGUGCUAAAACCAUACUAACAGCUGGGGCAAAGAAAUCUAUUACUUACAGUAUGAAGAAAUUAUAUAAAAUGACAAAGGGAUGGUUAAGGAAGACAUCUUGAGUCUUGACGUACUGUGUAUGGGUAAAUAA
Messenger RNA from Charadrius vociferus (killdeer), 902 nucleotides. RefSeq names its product TAM41, mitochondrial translocator assembly and maintenance protein, homolog (S. cerevisiae) (gene TAMM41). Gene Ontology annotation, cellular component: mitochondrion. Lineage: Eukaryota; Metazoa; Chordata; Aves; Charadriiformes; Charadriidae. The transcript is spliced from 7 exons. Gene Ontology annotation, biological process: CDP-diacylglycerol biosynthetic process; cardiolipin biosynthetic process. Bases 4 to 873 code for a protein of 289 amino acids. The record is from RefSeq and is a predicted model, not a curated record. Gene Ontology annotation, molecular function: phosphatidate cytidylyltransferase activity.